UAAUGGACAAAAAUUAGACAACAUCGGGGUAGCUGAAAGUGAUAAUGUUUCGAUAAGCAAAAUUAUUAAUAGAAACGUUUCUGAUGACGUUGAUAAAACGACACUUGUUGAGGUACCAACGCGAGACCUCACAGUCGGACCGACACGUAACGAAACUGAAUCGCAAACUGUGAACUUGGCGCCGGUAUCAAGGCACCUGACUUCAAGGGCCGUGAAUAGUAAUAAUCAUACGGAAAUAAGAGAUUCGAAUAGAUCGAGCGGUUCGAAUAGAAUCGAAUUACCAGCACUGUGGAAAGACUUCUGCACACUAUAUGACAGAGAUUUUAUUGAAUCUUAUUUCACUCCUCGCACUCCGUUAAUAACUAUUAAUUGUACAGUAACACAUUUGUUUUCUGGCGUUUGGAAAUUGACCGAUUUAAGAAUGAUGAUUGAUAGAUACAACGACACCGUCUUUGGUCUAGUCAUAAAUUGCGAGUCAAUGAGCAUAAUAUCAAUACCAUGGACAAUAAAGGCAUCGCGAUUGUACAAGAUGAUCGUCACAAACUGUGUGAUUGAGGACUAUUUCACAGAAUACAAUAGUCCAGUGCUCAAUGAAAUUCCCGACACGCUAAGGUAUUGGGAAAUUCGGAACAAUGUAAUUCAGAUAUCCGUUGCUAAGUUUAUAAACAUAACCAUAAACGUUCGAAAUAUCAGCAAAGAGUUCGACUGCUUUCACGAAGACACAAUCGAAUAUAUCUCAGACCGAAACACCUCCUACGAGUUCAUACACGACGCGGACGAACAAAUGAUGUCUAAACUUUCCGAUGUAGGCGAGACUUUAGUGCUGGAAGCUCAAAAUGUGAACCACAUUUGCGCCUACAAAAGACUGCUUAAAUUUGAAGAAGGACUGAGUUACAGUCGCUCCAUCUACCAUACGAAAUUGCUUACGGAUAAGGCAAGGUUUAUGGAACUUCGAGUGUAUAACGUAUCAUACAACUAUAUCAAUGUUCUUCAAGAUCAACACCUGCAAUGGUCUACGAAAUUUCCAAAAUUGGAACUCCUCGAUCUCUCUCAUAACAAGAUCUCAAAGUUGUACAAGUUUGAGAUACCUUUGCAUACUAGGCCUGAUCAGCUGACUACCAUAAAUCUGCAAUACAAUAACAUCACAACAAUUACCGUAGAGGAUCUCGACAGAUUCAGGGAUAUGCCAAUGAUGCUAAUUGAUAUCAGGAAUAACCCGAUAAGCUGCAACUGUUCUGAAAAGUUCAGAGAGCUCCUCCGGUAUAUCAAAGAAGGGCGCCAUGUUUCCAUAUCCAACCUGACGGACUAUUCUUAUAUCGGUCGACUCAAGUGCGAUAACCCUUCCAAAUUGCUGGGCCGAGAUUUAAUGACCUUGACUGAGGAAGAGGUAUGUGUACCGGAAGUGGAAUAUUUUGUUGGACCUGUGAUCGUGCUUAGCGUUUCCGUUAUCAUCAUCAGCAUUAUUCUGAUUGUGGUUUUGAAAUACCGGCAAGAGAUCACUAUCAUAAUGUUCACGAGGUUUAACAUUAUUGUGCCAUGUAGGACAAGAGCAAAUUUCGACUCCACCAAGAAAUAUGACGCAUUUGUCAGCUACAGCAGCAAUGAGGAAGAACAUGUGGAGAAACUUUUUGAAGAUCUUGAAUCAACUCCAGACGAUAAACCCAACGCAAUUAAAUUUAAAUUUUGUCUGCAUCACAGAGACUUUGUGCCAGGGAAAACAAUUUUUGACAAUGUUUCUAAAAGUGUCGAAUCCAGCCGACACACAAUCAUAUUACUUUCAAACCACUUUCUGAAAAGUCAAUAUUGUCUGUAUGAAUUUCAAGAAGCAUUUAGGCAAAGCAUCAUGGAAAAGAAGCGCCAUCUUGUUAUUGUCAUGAUGGAGGACAUACCGGAAGAUAGCCUACCUCGUGAUCUCAAACGGUGCAUAAAUACUUUUACCUACAUCAGACGUGAUGAUUACUUAUUUACAGAAAGGCUUAUUUAUGCACUUUCCGUGAAACAUAAAGAAAAGAUUAUUAAACCGAAAACAGUAGCAAAUAUUGAAGCUACUGAGCAGAAAAAGGACAGUAAGAGACAGAUUUCAGUUUUUUUCAAUUCGCGAAAAAAAUCGGUGACCACUCGUGAAACAGAUAUAAUGAAGGAUGCCUCACUUGACAUUAUAAAAGACAAUACUUUAACACGUAAAGUUGAGCCACGUUUAUCAACGGAGUGUAUGAACGAGUUGAACGAGACAGUUAUAAUAAAUAACAAUGAAAAUGCAAACCCGAAGGAUUCUCAAGUAGUGAGAAAACUUACAGGAAAACUAGAUAUAAACAUUCCGCCACAUUCGAACGAACAUUACGUCGUUGAAAAGAAAAUAAGUAACCUAGAAUGUGACUAUGGACGAAGUUUGUCGUCUGAUAUCGGAUACGGAAGUGCAUACAAUUCUCCGGAAAUUCGUGGUGACAUUGCAACUUUUUCCGUAGAAUCGGUCGCUUAA
This is a messenger RNA of Dreissena polymorpha, 2479 nucleotides long. Its product is annotated as protein toll-like. Gene Ontology annotation, cellular component: membrane. Lineage: Eukaryota; Metazoa; Mollusca; Bivalvia; Myida; Dreissenidae. The transcript has a single exon. Gene Ontology annotation, biological process: toll-like receptor signaling pathway; immune response. Gene Ontology annotation, molecular function: protein binding; transmembrane signaling receptor activity. The record is from RefSeq and is a predicted model, not a curated record. The coding region runs from base 422 to 2479 and encodes 685 amino acids.